UUACACAUUUAAUAUGUUUUACAAAAAAAACACUUCUAACGAUGUAGAUUGUUACCGGAUAUGGUUGAGGUGUUAUCGCUAUGUUUCGCCGCGGCAUUGGCUAAUGGGAUGCCCAGGAGUAACUCGAAGGCACGUUUACUUGGCCCAUGGUAUGGCACGCGAUGCCCUAAAUUACAAUUGUCGGUAGAAGGCGGCUACCGCUACAUUCAACCACGAUGUGUAGACAUUCCUGAGCCGCUUUUUGUAAUAUCGCACUUUUUAGACAACUCUGGACACCUAUCGCAUAAUCAAUCAUAUUUGGUCCCAGACACUACGACAACGAAGCACAGAUUGUAUGGAUCUAAUGCUUCAGUUUCUCAGGAAAAUGGAGCACAAACUGACGAUAAACUCAGUUCUGAUUCGGUUGACUGCGGUAUGAUGCCAGACACUGGAGUCUCACCAGGUUAUACAGACCCAUAUGUACAAGAGAUUCCAGACACUACAGAAUCAGCCUUUAUGCCAUCUGACUCCACUAGUGAUGCCAGUGACCAAAGCAACCGAUUUGGUAAACCGAGGUUCCUUAGCGGAACCAAGAAGAUAAUAGACGCGGCUAAGAGCAAGUUGAAACGUUUAUUCAAUUGGGGCCAUAGUAAUGCAAAUGACACGAAAAAUGAGCUAGACACAUCAGACAAAGAAGAACGGCAAUAUCAUACUACUAAGCCAUAUACCGAUGCCGAGGUUUUGGCACUGCCAUAUGUUGAAUCAAAAAAGAUAAAUUUAUCUUUCAACCGAUGGCCAGAUAAUUGUUUUAUUCGUAUUAGACUUGAGUCCAACCAUUCGUUUCUAGUUAAUCUGGCAGUGGAGAGAUUAAUCAGAGGAAUCAGGGAACAUACUAACCUCCAAGUCGGUAAUGCGAAGCCCAUGCCAAAAAGACGUAAAAGAUGGUGUUUACUGUCGUCGCCACAUGUCGAUAAAAGAUCGAAGGACUUGUUUGAAAUUGAGCAGCACGUUAGGUUCCUAGAUGUAUUCCCGGCAGUUACCAACAAGGAUCCAGUACCGAGUGAAAAUAGUCAACUAGGUGAAGUAUCAGAUGCAUUAAAAGAUGAUAUCAACACAUUUAAGGGAACGCUCAUGGUACCACUGCCCUCCAUGGUCAGCUUCGACUACUGGUUCGAGGAAGUGCACAAGCCAGUAAAGAAUAAAAGCAUAGAACGUACCUUCCAUAGCAAAAUAUGGAUAUCUAAAUACUUUCUGCACAAUUACGAGAAGCGCAAAAAAGCUGAGAUUAUAGACGAAUUAACAUCACCCGAGCUGUAUCCGGAAAUACCUCUAAGGUGGAAGCGGCAUCCAUGCGACUACUUUGCACUGCAACUGGGCGAAUUACAAAAGAUGCACAAAUUCGUUGUUACAAGGAAAGCAGAAGAUGAAGCGCGUAAACGAUAUGGCGUUAAAAUGCCAAAGUACAUGGAUAUAGGUGAAAUUAGAUUCGUGCCCAACGAUGAAGAUAGACGUUGUGGAUAUAUAUCAUCUGACGACGACGACGAAGGUGAUAUCGCACGGCAACUUAAUGAAUUGGAAAACAAGGCCAAAGAAAAAUCACGCAAAUAUUAACUACUUACUUUGGCUACUAUAUAAC
Messenger RNA from Babesia bovis T2Bo, 1615 nucleotides. Its product is annotated as Ribosomal protein S10p/S20e family protein. Lineage: Eukaryota; Apicomplexa; Aconoidasida; Piroplasmida; Babesiidae. Bases 61 to 1590 code for a protein of 509 amino acids. Gene Ontology annotation, biological process: translation. The record is from RefSeq and is a predicted model, not a curated record. Gene Ontology annotation, cellular component: ribosome; mitochondrion; small ribosomal subunit. Gene Ontology annotation, molecular function: structural constituent of ribosome. The transcript has a single exon.